AAUGAAAAUCUCUAUAAACGCCCAAUACAAUCUCUCUCUCUUGAGAUCGGCGCCUCCACUCUCCCUCUCUUUCUCAACCGCCACCACCGCCACCGCGCCCAUCUCCCUCACUCCUCAGCCCGUCGUCCACUGCUGUCCUCUACUUCUCUUUCCCUCCCUCCUAUCGAACGUCGAUAACAGAUAUGAAAGAGUAGUUGAAGGAAAAUCGGAUUCCUAUGCUGCAAUCAAAAAAUAGCCUUCUCUUGUGAUUUAGAAGAAACAAAAACAAAUUAGGCGAUAAUGCCGCACAAAACUCGACCUCUGACGGCACUCUUGGUCUUCACUGGCGUGAAUGCUCUCUUGCUUCCAACACUUGGACCAGUUUAUGAUUUCGUCUGCUUCCUUCCAUAUUGGGAAAGAAGGAGAGAACGUCGACGCCAAGAACGUGAAGCUGCCUCUGCUGGAACUGUUGGAUCGUCUUAGUCAAUAAGUUAGAACAGCUUUAGAGGCGAGGGUUAUCAGCACAUGGGUUUUAGAACAUGAAUAUUCAUGCAGUUAGGCUCACAUUUCACUCAGAGGGUGACAGUCACGGGGUCUUCAUGUUGAAGCUGAUAAAUAAUUCUGUUGUGAUGUUUCUAUGACUUGCGCGUUUAACUAGUGCUGUUGGAUUCUAAUAUGGCUGCCUGGAUGCAUUUUGCAUCUGUCUCUCUAAUUAAAGUGCUUUGUGUUA
Molecule: messenger RNA, 709 nt
Organism: Salvia hispanica
Lineage: Eukaryota; Viridiplantae; Streptophyta; Magnoliopsida; Lamiales; Lamiaceae
Source: RefSeq, a predicted model, not a curated record